Lutra lutra (Eurasian river otter) is the source of this 1995-nucleotide messenger RNA. RefSeq names its product nuclear cap binding protein subunit 2 (gene NCBP2). The record is from RefSeq and is a predicted model, not a curated record. The transcript has 6 exons. Gene Ontology annotation, cellular component: nuclear cap binding complex. Gene Ontology annotation, molecular function: RNA cap binding. Gene Ontology annotation, biological process: mRNA cis splicing, via spliceosome. Lineage: Eukaryota; Metazoa; Chordata; Mammalia; Carnivora; Mustelidae. Bases 100 to 594 code for a protein of 164 amino acids.
UUACGUUUUGCAUCCGCUUCCCGCGUUUCCGCUUCCGCCACCGCCGCGGCAGUCUCGUUGUGAGUGGAGUGGCGGCGUUUUCGUCCACCUCUCUGCACUAUGUCCGGCGGCCUUUUGAAGGCGCUGCGCAGCGACUCCUACGUGGAGCUGAGCCAGUACCGGGACCAGCACUUCCGGGGUGACAAUGAAGAACAGGAAAAAUUACUGAAGAAGAGCUGUACGUUGUAUGUUGGAAAUCUUUCCUUUUACACAACUGAAGAACAGAUCUAUGAACUCUUCAGCAAAAGUGGUGACAUAAAGAAAAUCAUUAUGGGCCUGGAUAAGAUGAAGAAAACAGCAUGUGGGUUCUGCUUUGUGGAAUACUAUUCAAGAGCAGAUGCGGAAAAUGCCAUGAGGUACAUAAAUGGAACUCGUCUGGAUGACCGGAUCAUUCGCACAGACUGGGACGCAGGCUUUAAAGAGGGCAGGCAGUAUGGCCGUGGGCGAUCUGGGGGCCAGGUACGAGAUGAGUAUCGGCAGGACUAUGACGCUGGGAGAGGAGGCUAUGGAAAACUGGCCCAAAACCACAACAGAGUAUCUCGUAACUUCCACUAGAGUUAUUGAAAGUUGAAGUAUCUCAGUGUGAACAUCUUUCCCAUUACACAAUCCUAUCAUUAGCAGCUGCCCCAAGGAUGAAAUGAGUAAAUUUGUUCCCCACAAGCACUGGGAAACGAAGCUCUAAUGAUCAAUACUAAACAGAGGUUUACUCUAAGCUGCCUCUCUGCAGCCUCCAGACUCUCACUGGUUAUCUCCAUCAUCAAUCUUAAAAUGCUUCUUAAAGACACCCACCCCUAAGAUGAUUCCAUCCCCCUGACAUGCCUGAGUUUUCAUUUUUGUCACAUACUUACCUUUGUAACAGCAGUCUGCCAACCCUGAAGAAAUUCAGGUCUAUUUUUUUCUCUGGCUUCAGUCAGCAAAUACUUUCUUAUAUUCUGGUUAAAAAGAAACCACAACACAGAUGCUGUGUUCCAUCAGUUGGUGAAAAAUGGAACCUGCCCACAGCAGAUAGAAGCAAAGGAGAAAGCUGUGGCCCCACCACUGGGCAAAGUCUGAAUUAGAGUUUAAAGUUUAAAUAAGCUGAACCUUAUUUCUGACCUUUCACUUCACAGUGACUCAGACCUUCUAUACUCUGGUAUGCAUUUAGGCUGUGGACACCCGUAUAUGUUUUAAUUGGAAGUUUUUAUAAGAUGGUCAGCCUUUUCCAGUAGUAAGCCAACUUGCUGAAUGAGAAAUUUAAAUAAAUACUGGCAAGACAAAAAUAAAGUCUUGAUUACUGCCAAUGCUCAAUACAAAGAAGGAACCCAUGGCAGAAAUCAAUAACUGGAACUAAAUGAAAAACAUUCCCCGCCUUAGAUAAUCUGUAUUUUGAGGGCUGUAGGUAAAGGUAUAAUGCAGUUUCUAGAAAGUUAUACUGAAACCCAUUCUGGAUACUAAAUACAGUCAAGUCCACUGUGGAAAUCUCUACCAGGAUGAAGCCUAUCAGAGUUUCAAACUUUCCUUGUGCCUUCUACAUCCAUAGCUCUCUCUGCAUCUAAGGUGAAGUCAGACGUUACAGGACUUAAACUAACCCCUCUGAAGAUGAAAUAUGUUUAUACAUACAACUGUGUGUUUAUGCACACAUACAUGUACACACACGCAUACAUAUUCUACCGCAUCAUUCUGCAACUUGCCUUUUAAAACCCAGUACAUCUUGGAGAUCUUUCCAUGUUAGGACAUGGAAAUCUGUAUUUUUUUUUAACUGCUAUGGUCAGUUUAACAGUAUGAAUAUACUAUAGUGUAUUCAGCUAUUCUGUUGGUAAAGCUAAAUUUAGAUGGUUUUGAUUUUUUUUACUAUCAGUAAUGCUGCAGUGAACAUCCUGGUACUUGCCCUAUCACUGUGCACGUACAUACACAAGCAUUUUUUUGGAGCAGAUACCAAGAAACAGAACUGGUGUGCAACAGGAUAUACUUUUUUUU